AUGUCAUUUGGAAAUCCAACAGCUUGGAAACCAAAAUCAGACCUCCCACUUUACAAGGAUAAACCAAAUACAUAUCCUUCCUCAACAGAAAAUAAAAAGAAAAUCUUCAUGUUGUUCAAGGGGUUUUUAAUCUCUUUGGGGCUAUACAUGGUGUACCACUACACCAUAGGCUCGUCUGGCUCCUUAUUAGGUGGCGGGAAAAAAGGUGCUGCGCUCACAUGGCCAGAAAGACAACAAGAAGUGAAGGAUGUUUUCCUUGAAUCCUGGGCUUCCUAUGAAAAAAAUGCUUGGGGUAAAGAUGUAUACCAUCCAGUUUCUAAAAGAGGAGAAAAUAUGGGGCCUCAACCACUUGGUUGGAUUAUUGUUGAUUCUCUUGACACUCUUAUGCUUAUGGAUUGUCAACCAGAAUUGGCUCGUGCAAGACAAUGGGUCAAGAAAGAUUUGGAUUAUUCCUUCAACUAUGAUGUUAGUGUGUUUGAAACCACUAUCAGAAUGUUGGGUGGUCUCUUAUCUGCAUUCCAUUUCUCUGAUGGUGACGAUAUGUACCUUGAUAAGGCCGCUGAUUUGGCCAAUGCCAUGAUUAAAUCCUUUGAAAGUGGUAGUGGCAUUCCAUACGCCUCGGUUAAUUUAGAAACUGGAGAAGGGGUCAAGAACCAUGUAGAUGGAGGUGCCUCUUCCACUGCCGAAGUGGCCACUUUACAACUUGAAUUCAAAUAUUUGGCUAAACUUACUGGGGAAGCAAUGUUUUGGGAAAAAGUUGAAAAAGUUAUGGAAGUCUUGGAGGCAAACGAUCCUCAAGAUGGUCUUGUCCCUAUCUAUGUUCACCCUGAUACCGGUAAGUAUCAAGGGAAGUUGAUUCGUCUUGGUCUGAGAGGUGACUCCUACUAUGAAUAUCUCUUGAAACAAUACCUUCAAACUUCCAACGAAGAACCAGUGUAUUGGCAAAUGUAUCGUGAAUCAGUGGAAGGAGUCAAGAAGCACCUUGUUGGAUACUCAAGACCAAACAAGUUGGCCUUCAUUGGUGAAUUAGAAUACGGUAUUGGUGGAGGUCUUUCCACCAAGAUGGACCAUUUGGUAUGUUUCUAUGGUGGUUUACUUGCAUUAGGGGCUACCAAUGGUCUUACCUACGAGGAAGCUAAGGCCAAGCCAGAUUGGACUGCCGAAAAGGAAUCUGACUUCAAAUUGGCUCAAGAAUUGACUUAUACCUGUUAUAAGAUGUAUCAUGAUGUUCCUGCCACUGGUCUUUCCCCUGAAAUUGUUGUGUUCAACCAAGAUGGUAGAAAGAACGAAGACUUUUACAUCAAGCCAGCCGACAGACACAACCUUCAACGCCCUGAAACUGUGGAAUCUCUUUUCAUCUUGUAUAGACUCACCAAAGAUGAGAAAUAUCGUCAAUGGGGUUAUGAAAUCUUCCAAAAUUUCGUGGAACAUACCAAAAUCGUUGAUCCAAUCACUGGAGAAGUCUCUUACACCACGCUUGACGAUGUCACCACCACACCUGCAAGAAAGGGUGAUAACAUGGAAUCUUUCUGGCUCGCGGAAACUCUCAAGUACUUGUAUUUAUUGUUUGAUGAUGAUAACAAGGUUCCAUUGGACAAGUAUGUAUUCAACACUGAAGCACAUCCAUUCCCAAGAUUUGACAUGAAACCUUUGUUUAAGACUGGAUGGAAGAGAUCCGGCCAAGAAGAUGCACAACCUAAGAGACCUUCCAAUGGUAAUGAAGAUGUUAAGGUGGAUAAGAAACAUCCACCACAAGCAGCUCCUGCCAAUAAGAAGGUGGAUGACGAAGUAAGAGAAGUGGUUAAGGAAAAUCCAAACAUUUUGGAUGAAGAGAAAGAGUCUGAGAAGAAGGUUGAACAAUUGCUCAAUCAACUUUAA
Messenger RNA from [Candida] anglica, 1878 nucleotides. The record is from the annotation of a GenBank genome assembly. NCBI's taxonomy places the organism in Eukaryota, Fungi, Ascomycota, Pichiomycetes, Serinales, Debaryomycetaceae.